AUGGCCUCACUCAGCAAUAAUGCAAACAGUGGCAACAACAGUAAAUCUGUUAAAGACAUUGAGUCUCUUUGUACAAAUGUACUCUCUUUGGCGGGCGUCUCUAGCGUUGGUUGGAGAAAAUAUACAUUCACAUGUAGCUUGAAACAACUAUGGAUUUUCUCACGUACAGCAAUUAAAGAAAAUUGUAAUCGUUAUGCAUAUAGUGAAUUAGACUCGAACAAAGACUCGUUAUGCUGGAUACGAGAUCCUAUAAUAGCUAAUCAAAUUAAAUUAUUAAACCUUGGAAUUCCAUGUGUGUGGCGAUAUGCUAAUAUUAGUACAGACCAUCAACAACAUAAACAGCAAGCUGAAAAUUCUAACCGAAUAAUAGACCAGAUAAUUCGGCGAAAAAUUAUUAGUGAAUCUUUUCAUUUAGAAGAAAAGAAAGAAGAUGACAAGCAGGAGGUAACACGAGAAUUAUGGGUGUUUUGGUUAAAUCAUCAGGAGAAGCCAGAAGAAAUAAAUAAUUUGGAUGGAUUGAAAGAUUCAUCAGAACAAGAUUGCUAUUUCUCCUGGGAACAAUUAGAAUCGCCUCCACCAGAAUAUGGACUAUUUCUAAAAGCAUAUAGAAAUUUAAUCAAUCGGUCAAUGAUAUCUCAAGGGGGAAUACCAAUAGGGGAAUGGUAUGCAUUCCCAGCAUUAUCAAAUAAAACCGUUGAUGAAGGGACAUUAUCAUGUAAAUUCGAUAUGCAUUUAACAUCCACAAGUCUUAUUUUUCAACCAAUUGUAAAAUACCGCAAAAUACGACCACUACAAACCUCCGACCUAAAGAAUCCACAAACGCCGCCAUCUCAACAAACCGUCACUAGAGUGCUAAUAGCUCCAAUCGGCAUCGAAGCCGAACUGGUAAUUUCACCAGACUCGAAAUGUUCGCAUCACGACAACGCCGAAUCAAUAUUCGCGGAAUUUUACGAUUUCUUUAAACUGGACCUAUUUUGCUCGGAGCCAGCGACUCAAGUAUUCGAUUCUACUCUGCCGGGGUUAGUGAAUGUACGAAUUAAUAUCGAUGAAAAGAUUGUAGAAGAAAUUCCGUAUCCUUCGAGAUGUAUUUAUUUCAUUAUUAACAAUAAUAAUAAUGAAAGGAUUAUUAGUGAAGGAUUAGUGCCCGGGAUCGGAAAAAGGAUUAGCGCAUUGGACAAAAUGCACGGUGAACCGGGAAAUUGGCUGCUGUGCUCGGUAGAAAGAAAAACACUGCCAGAAAAAGAUAUUGAAUGGUGGAACUUUAAUAAUUAUCUUGAUGAUAUUGAUUCAAAAUACCCAAAAGAUAAUACUGGAUCAACAUCCUCAAUAUCAAUACUAGAAACAACAAUGACCCCAAAUACUCCUGGAGUUGGCAACGACACUUCAAAUACGAACUCACCUGGUAAACCACAAACACCACAAACUAAACAUUCGACAAAUGUAAAUACUUCUGCACACGAAACAACAUAUCCAUCACCACCGGAUCCAACGGAUCCUGCAACGUAUAUCCCUGCGGAAUAUUCGGCAACUGAAGAGGAUGCUCUUGCUUUACCAGCACAGCCGAUUUUUAGUCAUGUCAGUGAAUCUGAUUACGGGGACGUUACUGAAGAUGAUUUCAAUUUCUUUGGAAAUCAACCUACCUCCACUACAAAUAACAAUUAUGCAUCAACUCCAGAAGUGCCCGGUUCAGUACGUCCUGAUGAUCAUCUUUCUUUAGAUACACCAGCCAUACAUCAAAGUCCUGCUCCAGUACAUCAUCAUCCUAUUAUUCCAGAUCUAUCCUUUAUUGUAAAGCCAAUCCAAAAUCCUCUAGUACCUCCAAAAUGGGCUCCGUUGAUAUUUCCACACGUUGAUGUCUCAAAAUUUGCUAUUCAUCAUAAUUCAAUUGUUAAAAGCAGCAAAAGGAAAAACUACGAUACUUAUUCUCCCGAUUAUCGACCAAAAUUCUUGCCGAAAAGAAAAAAAGCGAAAACUGACACUAAUAAUAAAAAGGCCGAGACUAAAAAAAAGAAAAGCAAUUCGCUUGAAGAGAGUGAAACCGCUUCAUCUUCCGAAGCAUCGUCGUCCGAUACUUCGAGCGAUAACGAGAAUAGCGAAAGCGAUGAUACAAACGCUGGAACAAUCGAUGAUUCAUCAAAUUUAAAGCAACUUGCUGAUGUGAAAUUAGAAGCAGCAAAACCAGAAAUUGAUAAGAACAAUACUUCAAUGAACAUUAUCAACUGUGCGAGAUUUGUUAUAUUAUUCGACAGUCAUUAUGAUUCUCGGAAUGUUCCAUUUUUUUACCCUUAUCUCGAGAUAAAUGAAAAUGAUUACUGUGGAAAAAACGCAGUGUAUUUGUUGCGUGAUCAAAUAGUUUUCGGAUCGUACCCGUACGCUGGUGAACAUAUAGAAGGAGAGUUGGCUACAUCACCUGCUUAUCCAAGCGAAGUCAAAGUUGUUAUACAAAAGUUGAAGUUAGUCUUGAACGAUAUAAAGAAUAAUUUUCCAAAACCAGGUCAAGACAUGCAACUAAGCAUUAAAGAACAACACAAUCAACAAAAAUAUUCAAAUACCAAGUUCGUAUCGAAAACAAAACAACUCAACUGUCAAAUACUCAACGCAAAGGAUCUAGUAGUCGGAUUCAAAAGUAAGUAUCAUAUAGAAGUCUCUACUGACCAAUUGAGAUUUUGGGAACGUCAUAAACUCGAGCCACCUGAGGGAAAGAAAAGAAUUUCGUAUUUCGUGUUGCAUCCUGAAUGCGAAAAUUUACAAUCACGUAUCGUGACUUUCUUUAAACAGAUAAAUCGCACAUUUAUGAACUGUGAAUUAGGCUCACAUUCCCAUGAAAAACUGGAUCAUUAUCCCCAAGGGUUGAUACCAGUUAAAUUAUUAGAAGCUCAUGACAAUGAAUCAGAUACUGCACGUGCUCUUCGUAGUUAUCUCGAAAUAAUCCAAUCGCUGAGACCUAAACUCGCAAAACUACUUCGCACUAAACAAAGUCAAGGAACAUUAGAUUACCUGAUGAUAUAUAUUGUAAACCCAUUCACCCAUUCAACAGCAUACUACGACAUGUGUAAGGUUUUUGCCACACUACAAACACAACUGAAACCCGAACUAAAGAAACUAAGAUGCGAUACAAAACUCGCUGAUAAUGUUACCUUUCAAGUAAUGCCGAUAGAUCAUAUAAUAAAAUUUAGUAUUAAUGGUGGUUCGUAUAGACAAGGACUUGUUGAUAUUGCAUUCUCCAUAUAUACACGAUCAAUGUAUCCCAAAAAAUACGAUGCUCCUUACAUUUUACUAACCCCUGAGCCAAUCGCCGUCAAUUUCCAAAACGCCGAACAACCUCCGUCAAUUCGUGAUUUAAUAACGAGCGGAGUCACGCUGCACAUGGCAUACGGAUAUAGUCCGGAUAGACGAUGGUUAACCAAUGUCUUCACUAAUAACAUUGGAAAUAUAUUAGAUAGUAGUAUACUCCCUAUGAUAGUCUCUAAUCUCAAGGUGCCUCGUCGUACGCUAUUAGAAGAAUCGUGGAAACGAACGUUAUUGGUAAAGAAAACAAUGGAAGACUCGCAACAAAUUGUGUGUCAAAAUAUAAUAAUUUGUAAAAUGGGACCAAUGGUUGAGGAGGAAAGAAAGAUAUGGAUUGAACUAACAAACGGCAAUACAACAAUAAUAUCGAUAGAUUUAAGCUCAAAUUUUGAUUUCAUUGAUACUUUUCACGAUGAAAACCCAAAAGUUUAUGGUAUCGUACUAAAUAACCCAAUACCUCAGAUUGAUUUUCGACCGGUGGCAAGUGGAUAUUUUUUAGAAGUGGCUUCAGAACGAGGACCACUUGUACCUUUACAGGUCGAUCUUAUAUAUAAGCCGGAUUCUCUAUCUGACAAAUCUCCAUCCGUAGCUCUGUGGGAGAUAUUACGCGAAUUCCAUUCACUCUCCCAUCUGGACACCACACCCGUGAAAAACAAUUGUUUACCGAUGCAUUUACAAAUAGUGGAACGGUUGACUCGCGUGCUUUUGGGCGUGACAAUUUGA
This is a messenger RNA of Ambispora gerdemannii, 4011 nucleotides long. The record is from the annotation of a GenBank genome assembly. NCBI's taxonomy places the organism in Eukaryota, Fungi, Glomeromycota, Glomeromycetes, Archaeosporales, Ambisporaceae.